AUGCGCAUGCAGACGGACCCUCCUGCUGGCGUGUCCGCCUCUCCCAUUCCCGACAACGUCAUGACCUGGAACGCAGUCAUCAUCGGACCGGCCGACACACCCUUUGAAGAUGGAACAUUUAGGCUCGUAAUGCAGUUCGAGGAGCAGUAUCCCAACAAGCCGCCACAAGUAAAAUUCAUCAGCCAAAUGUUCCACCCCAACGUUUACGCCACGGGCGAGCUCUGCCUCGACAUCCUGCAGAACAGAUGGAGCCCGACGUACGAUGUGGCCGCGGUUCUGACCAGCAUUCAAAGUUUACUCAACGACCCCAAUACCGGGUCGCCCGCCAACGUCGAAGCCUCGAACCUGUACAAAGACAACCGGAAGGAAUACACGAAGCGGGUCAGAGAGACGGUUGAGAAGAGCUGGGAGGACUAG
Molecule: messenger RNA, 417 nt
Organism: Purpureocillium lilacinum
Lineage: Eukaryota; Fungi; Ascomycota; Sordariomycetes; Hypocreales; Ophiocordycipitaceae
Product: ubiquitin-conjugating enzyme E2 2
Biological process (GO): protein polyubiquitination; DNA repair; proteasome-mediated ubiquitin-dependent protein catabolic process
Cellular component (GO): HULC complex
Molecular function (GO): ubiquitin conjugating enzyme activity
Source: RefSeq, a predicted model, not a curated record